Aquila chrysaetos chrysaetos is the source of this 4178-nucleotide messenger RNA. It is a transcript of the gene TNFSF13B, whose product is annotated as TNF superfamily member 13b. Lineage: Eukaryota; Metazoa; Chordata; Aves; Accipitriformes; Accipitridae. Gene Ontology annotation, biological process: immune response. The record is from RefSeq and is a predicted model, not a curated record. Gene Ontology annotation, molecular function: receptor ligand activity; tumor necrosis factor receptor binding. Bases 1757 to 2623 code for a protein of 288 amino acids. Gene Ontology annotation, cellular component: membrane. The transcript has 8 exons.
GGAGAGAAGGAAAAUAAAUGGGCAAAUACGGCUUUUCUAAAAAUGAGUUGAUAAAGCCAAAAGAAUAGAUUACUUGUUGGAGACAGAAUGAAGAGAAAUAAUUGUUUCAGACGUUGUCAUAACUUGCCAUUAAAAUACCAUUGUUCUUUUCAUAAAAAUGUCGAUUUCUAAAGUAACAUGACUUUUUACGCCACUUCCUGCCAAAGACAAACAAAAACUUCAACCCCAAAUACUCCCAGUAUUAUGUGGCACUUGUAUACAAAUGAAAUAUUCUCAUUUGGGUACACAGUUGCUAAGUCAAAGUCAAAUGUGUGGCAUUAGAUUAUGGCAAUCUGGAACGGUUUGAAGUGGACUGUAUCUAAACAUUACUUUUGAUUAUCAAGCCAUAUCUUUUCACUAUAUUGUCCGCAGGACAGAAAGAUGAAACUUUGUCUGAUUUUUGCAAGUAGUGGGUGUGAGAAGACACAGUUGUCAUGUAUGCAUCCUUUACACUUAAUGUGGUUUCUUCCACCUUCCACAUAGGCACGUUUUUACUUCUCCCUUAAUGGGUUGGGUGCAUACGCUUGUGAAUGAAUGUUGUGCUAUUUUUCAUUGCAUUGGCUAUGAAAUCCACUGAAAGAAAAUAGGAAGGAAAUGAUUUUUUUAUGCAAAUAUUCCACUGCUGUACAUACAAUCUUUUAAGGGAGGGAGAAGGGGGAAGAAACUUGUUCUGAUAAGUCAAGACUUGUUUUUAGUUUAUGGUCUGUGUGAUGGAAACCCACAGUUACCUGCUGCUAAGAAGUGAACUUCGAGCAACAGAGUAGUAAUAACUUCAGAUUGCCUAAAGGUGUAUUAUGGUACUGUUGCAUUUAUUCCACUUAAUAACAUUAUAUGUUUUCCCUUAACAGUUCUCUGUUUGUGUAUAGAUGUUUCCCAAGUAUUUGUCCUGUAUAUAUAAAUUUCUAGUUUGGGAAGAGGAAGUUAGUUAUUUUCACAGGUUUGUAAGAAAGCCUCUUGGUUUAAAUAUACUCAUUAAAGGAAUUGUCUCUUUUAUAAGAGGAACUUUAAGUUUGGAGGAAAAGAAAAAAAAAAGAGUGGGGGGGUCAGGAAUUGAACUGGAACAGCUGUAGCAAUAGAGUCCUUGUAAGGCAGCAUCCAGUAUAAGACCUUGCGUGCACACACGUGUGUGGUUUUAAUUAGUGGAAAUACUUGAGGCGUCCUGCUGCCGCAAGUUUACAUUCCCAGUAUUUGUUUCUGAACUGUGAAAUGCAGAGAGAUAAGCUAUGCUUUCAUCUGAAGAAAAGCUAACUGGUGUAGCUGCCCUCAUGUCCAUUUCUCAGGUAAAAUUAGAAAUAGAGCACAAAUACAUUUGGUAGGCUACGGACAAUCUCUCAGUUGAAGGGCAGAUGGAUUAACUAUACAAAAUAUGCAUAUCAGCAUCUCUUAAGCUAAUCAUUUGCAUCACGUUUGAAGUUCACAGUGAAGAAUGCAAGGCUGAAUUGAGACUCCAAGAGAAAUGCCUAAAACUUAUAUCACCUCUGCUCCCAUCCUGCAUGGUUAAUGUGAAAUACCCAGAAAAUAAGGAUUUACUGCUGUCUUUUCUAAAGCUGCAAAAUGUGUGUCCUCUCCUGGAUUAUUGUAAGGCUUAUAGUUCAAUUUUAACCCAAUACCUAGGAAGCAGAGGUAGGGAGUUUCAGAGAGCAACUGGUAACAUGGAUUGCACCUCGGAAGGGGACAGCUGAACUCUCCCUCUGGCUUUAGUGAGGAAAGAGCAGCGAUGAAAUCCGUGGACUGUGUGCACGUCAUCCAACAGAAGGAUACCGCCUCCUCUCCCUCUGCCCCCCCUGGUGCUGCUUCAGGCACCGCGGGACUUUUUUCUGUCACAUUCCUGUGGCUUGCAAUGCUCCUGUCCUCUUGUCUUGCAGCAGUGUCUCUUUACCAUGUUAUCGCCCUGAAAACAGAACUAGAAGCUCUGCGCAGCAAGCUGAUCUACAGGGUCCAGGCAAGGUCUCCGCUAGACCAGCCACCCGUGUCCUCUGAUGAAAAUAAAGCGGGUACCCCUGUUUCUUCCUUCCUGCAAGCGUCUGCAGCUGGCGCCGGGCAGGAGAACAGGCUGCCUGGCCCUGGCCCAGCUGAAAGCUUCCAAAAGGAAAUAUGGAAUGGGAGCAGAAACAGGGGAAGAAGGUCUGUUGUGCACGCAGAAGAAACAGUGCUGCAGGCCUGUUUGCAACUGAUUGCUGACAGCAAAAGUGACAUCCAACAGAAAGAUGAUUCAAGCAUUGUCCCUUGGCUUCUGAGCUUUAAACGUGGAACAGCUCUGGAAGAACAAGGAAAUAAAAUAGUGAUCAAAGAAACAGGAUAUUUUUUCAUAUAUGGCCAGGUUUUAUAUACUGAUACAACAUUUGCUAUGGGACAUCUAAUACAGAGGAAGAAGGCCCAUGUGUUUGGUGAUGAUCUCAGCUUGGUGACAUUGUUUCGCUGCAUCCAAAAUAUGCCACAGUCUUAUCCGAAUAAUUCUUGCUAUACUGCUGGCAUUGCAAAAUUAGAAGAAGGGGAUGAACUUCAACUUACAAUACCACGCAGAAGGGCCAAAAUAUCCUUGGAUGGAGAUGGUACUUUUUUUGGUGCAGUUAGACUCCUCUGAAGCCCUUCAUUUCUGUUAUUAUGCUUAAUGCAGUUUUCUUUUCCUAUGCCUUUGUCAGAAAAAAAUAUUCAAUUGUAAUAAAGAUGCCAAUUCAGUCUCUCCCCAUCCACCACUAGCUUCUGAGAACUUUUCUUCGGUUUAAUAAGCAAACCCAAAACAGGAAACACACCAGACAUACUUGUGAGAUAUAACCAUCAUGUGACUACCAGAAAGCCAAUUUGUUUUAGACAGUGGGAGACUCUAAAUAACAACUGUAAAGCAAUGGCUUUUGGCUUUAAAACAAUUUCUUGUCCAUAAGGCAAAUCAAAGGAGUUGACCAUAAAGUAUAGCAUAAACAAGACCAUUGACUAUCAAAUUAUUAUCCAUAAUUGAAAAGAAAAACUAAAAUACAAGUACAUCUUAGAUUUGCUUUGUUUCAUCAAUAAAAUAUUUGAAGUACGAGGUAUGGGGAAGAAACAUCAAACAGUAGAUUCUUCAUCACAAAAUUGAGGUGUCAGGUGGGUUCUGCGUUUUUUUGUUUUUUUCUUUGACACCAAGAUUUUGGGGGAGGAAAAAGUCUAAAUGUAUGGGAUAAUGAAAACAAACUCCUCAGAAAUAUACAGAAUAGUAGCCACUGGCUUGCUUCUUCCCUGUAAACAAAAGGUGUAUAAGUUACUAAAAUCUAUUAGUAUUUACUAAUUAGAAUGAAUUUUACUGGGAAAAGAACAUGUAAGAUGUUUCAACAGCUCGAUCUUCAAAGCAUUGCUACUCAUCAAGGAAUAUGUGUAUACUUCUAUGUAAGCAAGGCAGGGAUAGAAAGAAACAGUGAGGUUAGAUACAAUACAGUAAGUGGAAUUGGAUUUCUGGCUUCGUAAUGUCUGCAGUCAUAUAUAGAUGUUGUGUGUAUAUACAUAUACACAGUAUAUAUAUGUAUAUAUAUGAAAGUACGUACACACAUCCAUAAGCCUUUGACAUUUGGGCAUAGAAUUUUAUCUUCUUUUGAAUAGUUUAUCCAAUGGAAAUAUUACUGCAUACAUAUUUUUUGUAUUUCUCUUGCUUUUUGCUAUGAUCCAUUCUAUGCAAUACAGUAAAAAGAAAAAUCCAAUAAACCUGGAACCAGCCAUACAACUAAGAAAGUACAUUUGUAUCCCAGAUAUCUAGGCUCAGUCCCCAAGUUAACUAUAGGCUUUUUCUGCAGUUUUGAAUAUAUUGCUCAACUCUGUUUUACAAAAAAAACCAGACCUGUAGAAAGGCUAAACAGAUGUCUUUUUUUCUUUUCUUUUGUCUGUCUGCUUUGUUCAGUAGAUAAGAUUUAUGUGUUUUUAACCCCAAGAAUCUGUGUGUAUUGUGUGGUCAAGGUAAUAGCGUGGUAAUAGUGUGGUCAAGGCUUCUAGGAGCUAUUGUAAUACAAACAUUGAAUACUUAUCCACUGAUCUUCAAAGAAGUAUUGAAGUGCUACUGGAAUAGAUAAGAUAAUAAAACCGACAGUAAUGAAUUGUACUUAAUUUGAAAAUAUUUUUUAGGGGUUGAGAAUUGUGUCAUAUAAGCUCAUUUAGUAAAGAAAAGAUGCUUUGUA